Rotaria sordida is the source of this 1281-nucleotide messenger RNA. The record is from the annotation of a GenBank genome assembly. NCBI's taxonomy places the organism in Eukaryota, Metazoa, Rotifera, Eurotatoria, Philodinida, Philodinidae.
AUGUUAAUAUUAAGAUUAAUUGGUUUACUUGCUUUAUUAUAUUUAUUUGUUUGUUCACUUGAUUUAAUGAGUUCAGGUAAAAUAACAGGGAAAGUUUUUGCUGAAGGAGCAAUUCUUUCAAAUCCUAUCGCUGGAUUAAUGAUUGGUUUAUUAGCAACGGUUCUUGUUCAAAGUUCAUCAACAUCAACAUCAAUUGUUGUAUCAAUGGUUUCAUCAUCCAGAGCAAACAUAGGCACAUCUGUAACCAACACAUUGGUGGCUUUAACACAAUCAGGAAAACGUGAAGAAUUUAGUCGUGCAUUUGCUGGUGCAACUGUUCAUGAUAUGUUCAAUUGGUUAACAGUACUUAUAUUAUUACCAAUUGAAAUAGCUUCAGAUAUGCUAUAUCAUUUAACUAAUGCAAUAACAAAAUCAAUAAAUUUAAAACGAAAUCCAAAUUCUAAUCCUGAAUUUCUUACUGUUAUAACAAAACCAUUAACAGAAAGAAUUGUUCAACUCGAUAAAAAAGCUAUUGAAAGUAUAGCAUUGGGUAAUGCUAGUGCAGAUAUAUCUUUAUUAAAACGAUAUUGUUCAUUUAAAAAUGAAAGUGACAAUGGUACAUUUAUUCAAGUUCCAGAUAAAUAUUGUUCAUUUUUAUUUGCUAAAGUUCAAUGGGCUGAUUGGCUUAUUGGACUUGUUUUAUUGAUUAUUUCAAUCAUUUGUCUUUGUCUUUGUCUUUUUUUACUUGUUAAAAUUCUUCAAUCAUUACUCAAAGGAACAGUGAAAAAUAUCAUAUUUAAAGUAGUUAAUACAGAUUUUCCUGGAAUGUUUAAACAUUUAACACCAUAUUUAGCUAUUCUUGUUGGAUGUAUAUUAACAAUAUUAGUUCAAAGUAGUUCAAUAUUUACAUCAACAUUAACACCAUUAGUUGGUCUUGGUAUAAUAACAAUUGAAAGAGUUUAUCCAUUUACAAUAGGUUCAAAUAUUGGUACAACAAUAACUGGUAUUAUGGCUGCAUUAACUGCAACUAGUGAAAAAGAUUUAAGAAAUUCAUUACAAAUAGCAUUGUGUCAUACUUUUUUUAAUAUUAUUGGAAUUUUAAUUUGGUUUCCAAUUCCAUUUAUGCGAUUUCCAAUUCCAAUGGCUAAAAAUCUAGGUGAAAUAGCAGCUAAAUAUCGAUGGUAUGUUUUUGGUGGUGUUCUUGGUCCAAUAGUGUUGAUUAUUAUCUUAGUUAUUCUAAUAAAUAUUCUUCAAAAAUACAAACCAAAUUUUUUACCAGCUCCAUUACGAACAUGGUUAUGA